Messenger RNA from Boleophthalmus pectinirostris (great blue-spotted mudskipper), 1904 nucleotides. It is a transcript of the gene prelid3a, whose product is annotated as PRELI domain containing 3A. The transcript is spliced from 6 exons. Lineage: Eukaryota; Metazoa; Chordata; Actinopteri; Gobiiformes; Gobiidae. Gene Ontology annotation, molecular function: phosphatidic acid transfer activity. Bases 419 to 955 code for a protein of 178 amino acids. Gene Ontology annotation, biological process: phospholipid transport. The record is from RefSeq and is a predicted model, not a curated record. Gene Ontology annotation, cellular component: mitochondrial intermembrane space.
AUAGAAAAUUAAUUGAGAGCAGGUUGGUCCAUGGUUAUCACUAGAUAGAUUUUCGGCUAUCAUGACUACUUUAAUUAUGAAAUAUUGCACGGAUAAGUCUGUAUUGCUCUUUCCAUCUUUGCACAUAGCCCAUUGCCUUCGUUGGUGCACCGGCUUCUUUUCUUUCUCAAGUACAGGUUAUCCGUGAUCUUCCUUUGCAUUUCCAAAACAGUGUAGGCAAACUACAGUCAACCAGUGUGGGCGGUAUGGAUGAAAACACAACGAUGCGUCUAGUUUGACUGUGAUUAAUGUCUCUGCCGUGAUGUGCCAUAAAGAGGCCAUAGCGGAGUUAUUUCCCUAAAGGAAAAUGGAUGUGUUGACCAAAGGUUUUCCAUAGGAGCGUCGCUUAAACAGGCAGGUCAAGGCAAUCGGUUGCAGUAUGAAGAUUUGGAGUACAGAGCACCAGUUCAGUUACCCUUGGGAAACGGUUGUCAAAGCAGCAAUGAGGAAGUACCCCAACCCAAUGAACCCUAGUGUAAUUGGCGUGGACGUGCUGGACCGUGGUCUGGACUCCAGGGGGCGCCUUCACAGCCACAGACUUCUCAGCACUGAAUGGGGUCUGCCCAGCAUUGUACGGGCGAUCCUUGGCACCAAUCACACCCAGACAUAUGUCAAAGAACAUUCCAUAGUCGACCCAGAGGAGAAAAAGAUGGAACUUUGUUCAACAAAUAUUACAUUGACCAACCUCAUCUCAGUCGAUGAAAGACUUGUCUACCACCCACACCCAGAAAACCCAGAUGUAACUGUCCUGACUCAAGAGGCCAUCAUCACAGUAAAGGGGGUUAGUUUAAGUAGUUAUCUGGAAAGUAUGAUGGCCAGGAGGAUGUCAGCCAACGCCAGAAAGGGUUGGGAUGCAAUUGAAUGGAUUAUUCAAAACUCUGAAAGAGAAAAAGUACCUCUCUGUGAUAUUUACUAACCCUGGUAACCUUUCCAUUUCAUUCUUUCUCUAUUAAAAUGUUCAUUUAAUUAUUUCCAAACCUAACAAACCCAUGUAAUCUUCAGCAAACCUAAGUCAUAUGAUUUGUUUGUGCACAGGGUUACUGUCUGACCUGACUUUAUCUUAAAGGAAGGUGGACCCCAGAAAUACAAGAUAAUCUGUACGGUGGAAAGAGAUAAACUAUUUUGGGCAAAGCUCAGUGAAAUUACUGUCUGGAUUUAAAGGUUGUAGCUUAUUUUAAGUUUUUGGUAUGCAAUGAUUUUGGAACAAUAUAAAGAAAGUUAAAGUAAAAUAUGCAAAAAACUUUCUCAACUUCUACUUUGCCAAGCACCUCUAUGAUAUCAGACACUUAAGACUCUUUUAAAUGUAGUUCAAAUGCCAAUGUUGCACCUGGUGGUUAUUUUGUAUUUCGAGAGGCAUAAACUGUAGAUGAUAUGUUUGCAUGGUAGUUUAAGGGAAUACGAGGUAGUUUAUUGGUGGUAGUUUAUUGUUAUAAUAAGUCACUCAUGCAGUCACUUUAGAUGGAAAUAAGUCGCUUUUUGUGGCAGAAGAUAAUAAUGGGAAUGUAUAUAGCAUUGCCCUCUUCUGUCAAUACAACAACACAAUGGCACAGUGCAAGUCCCAUAUCAAUGGACUAAGACCAGCACAGUUAAACACAUAUGAGUUUUUAAAUAUUUAUCAUUUUAUUUAAGUGUAAGUUAAUCACAUUUUACAUGGCCUUAAAAUGAUGCCUGUGUACUUUGGUUUGACAGUGACUCAUGCCUUUACCAUCAUUAUGCUUCCAAGUGUUCAGACAAAGAACUACCUGUACUGUAUGUGCAAUGAUUUCAUUCAAUAUGCACUGAUACUAUCAUUUGUACUUGUUUUUGUUAAGUUAAUAAAUUGUAUUUAUGUAAGUCAUGUAUAUUAAAUUUGAUCCCAUUAUAUA